Molecule: messenger RNA, 3872 nt
Organism: Penaeus monodon (black tiger shrimp)
Lineage: Eukaryota; Metazoa; Arthropoda; Malacostraca; Decapoda; Penaeidae
Product: cartilage acidic protein 1-like
Exons: 16
Coding region: 434-2518 (694 amino acids)
Molecular function (GO): calcium ion binding
Source: RefSeq, a predicted model, not a curated record
UAACGCCCGCUUUGGUCCCGAUUUUAUUUAAAGGAAAUAGGCUGUAAUUCAUCACUAACAGUCAUCAUGACUUCACCAUAUACUCAUUACUUUAAAUACUCUAACACUAUCAUAAAUACAAUCAGAUUUUCGAAAGAAAUAGGAACUUAUGUAAAGGGUUUUAGCUCCUCCCAUAAUCAUUGUAUAACUUUGCUUACACAAGUCCUUAACCCCUGAAGUAAAGCUGUAGUCCAUGUGGCAUUCAUUCUGUCACUGUUUAGAGGAAGGGAAGGUCAGAGCUAAUGUUUCUUGGGAGUAGGAAGCUGUUGAAAGUUAUCAUUGUCAGUGCCACAGCUGGUGCCAGUGCGUUGAUAGGGUGUGGAACAAGAGUUUAUGGUCAGAAGGUCAGCGGAUUGAGCUCAUAUUAUAGGGUGUAGCACAGUUUACAGUCACAAUGUUGUUGGUAGGAGUACUAAUCUACUUGGCUUUCCUCUUCACCGGACAUACCUCACAGGCUCAGGGAAACUACAAUUACAACGUUCCAGGGACAAGCAUGUUCACUGAUAUCACUCAAGAAGUGUUCAGGUCAAACCCUGACAGUAACCCAGUUCAGCUCAACUAUGGAGUGGCUGUAACUGAUGUGGACAAUGAUGGACAGUUGGAAAUUGUUGUUGCUGGAUAUAAUGGGCCAAACUUAGUGCUGAAGUACAAUAAAGAUGAGGGUCAGCUUGUCAACCUUGCUGUCAAUGAUCCAGAGUCCCCAUACUACCCUCUGAGAGAUGUUGGGGGAAAUGCCAUUGGUGUUUGUGCAUGUGAUGUUGAUGGAGAUGGGAGAGAGGAGAUUUACUUCCUCAACACCAAUCAGGCAUACUCAGGAAUGGCCACUUACUCGGACAAGCUCUUCAAGUUCAGAAAUGGUCGAUAUGAGGACAUCUUGAAUGAUGAUAUCAACAAGAACAUUGCAAGCUACUUUGCCGGCCGUUCAGUUGCUUGUAUAGAUAGAAAUGGAAAUGGCAAAUAUGCUGUCUAUCUUGCUAAUUAUGCAAGUGGCAAUGUUGGCCCACAUUCCUUGAUUGAAAUGGAUGAGAACCGUAGUGAUGUAGCCAACGGUGUGAUUGCACUGAGAAAUGUUGCAAAUGAAGCUGGUAUUGCCAAGCUUACAGGUGGACGAGGUGUUACUGUUGGACCCAUUUUAAGCAAAGAUGGACGCAGUGACAUCUUCUGUGACAAUGAGCACGGAGCAAACUUCUUGUUCAAAAACAACGGUAAUGGAACGUUUACAGACGUGGCUGCAGAAUCAGGUGUUUCCGAUUCAUAUGAGCAUGGUAGGGGUGUUAUGCUGACUGACUUUGAUGGAGAUGGGAAACUUGACAUUGUGUAUGGCAACUGGAAUGGGCCCCAUAGACUCUUCCUACAGACAGCUGAUGAUGAAGGCCGACCCAAAUUCAGGAAUAUUGCAACUGAAGAAUUUGCCAGGCCAUCUCCCAUUCGGACAGUCAUUGCAGCUGAUUUCAACAAUGAUGGUAAUUUAGAGGUUCUACUGAAUAAUAUUGCCUACCGUGGACCUGCUCCAAACAGGCUUUUCCAAAUUCUCAGAGGCAUAAAUGGUCAAGAUCCAUCAAUCAAAGAGAUUAACAUUGGUGAUGCACUAGAACCCAAUGGCAGAGGAACAGGAGGUGCAGUGACUGAUCUGGAUGGUGAUGGAAAACUUGAGGUCAUUCUGUCACAUGGAGAGUCUGCAGAACAACCAAUUAGUAUCUAUAGAGUCAACUCCGAUGAAGAAAACAGACCAAAAGGGUGGCUACGUGUACGUGUUAACACACAGCAUGGAGCUCCAGCCAGGGGAGCACAGGUGACACUUCAUACUAAUAAUGGGAAGUACUCCAGAGUGAUUGAUGCUGGAUCUGGGUACCUCUGCCAGAUGGAACCAGUGGCUCACUUUGGCUUCAACACUGAAACACCCACAAGGCUAGAAGUUAUGUGGCCUGAUACAAGCUUUAAGGCAGUUGAUCUUAAUUCUACAAAUAUGAAUAGUGAGAUGACUGUUACUCAUCCUGGCACCAGUGGACAGACAGUUGCUCCCAUUACCUCUAACUCUCAGUGUGCACCUGGAUGGACACUGGACAUCACAAGUGGACGCUGCAUUGACAUAAAUGAAUGUGAUGCAGAUAAUACUUGUGGACGACGGUAUAGAUGUGUAAAUACUCUUGGUACUUAUAAAUGUGUACCAAACAUUCUUUGUCCAGAAGGCUAUCAGGCAUCCCAACAAUUUACAUGUGAAGAUGUUGAUGAAUGCCAAGGACAAGUAUGUGCCCAUUUCUGCACCAACACACUGGGCUCCUACCAAUGCAGAUGUCGCAAUGGGUAUCGCCUAGACCACGCUAAUGGAGCCUGUAGAGACAUAAAUGAGUGUGCAGAGGGCACUCACAGUUGUCAACAAUAUUGUCAUAACCACCGUGGAGGUUACCACUGCCACUGCUUUAGGGGCUAUACCUUAGGUUAUGACCGUCAUUCCUGUAGACCAAAUGGAAUAAACUGAUGCAUUUGGUUGUUUUUGGAUGGAGCAAUUUUUAUAUUCCUAGAAUUAUAUGCAAAUUCCACUGAGAUUCGGUAUGUACAUAUAAUCUGUCAUGUGUUUGAUUCUACAAAAGAGGACCACUGAUAUAUUCACAGGAAAAUCAAGUUUGUCACAAUUCUUGUAUACUGUAUUUUAUAAAAAUUUUAUACCAAGCUAUUUAUUGAUAGUUCUACCUUGUUACUGAUUCUGACCAACACCACCUACAGAAUUUUUUGUGCGAAAGAGAGGAAAGAUUUUAAAAUGCCGUGAUUCAGCUCCUUUUGGACACCAGAAAUAGAGUUAAGAAAAGCAAUAUAUACCUUGCCAGUUCAGUGUGAGAGAAAAGAGGAGAGAUUGUGAGAGAAGAAAGAUGAAGAAAAGUAAAAGACAGAGUGGAUAAAAGAAGAGAGGGAGCAACAGGGAAAGAAUGGGAAGGAGAAGAGAGAAAAAGUGAGAGAAAGAACAGAAAGGAGGAGUGAGAGAAAAGGAAAGACAAAGAAGUAGAGAGACACAAAACAAAAUAUAUGAUGAUGGAUGAAUUUUGCUGCAUAUGCACUGGUAAUAGAGAUAUUCCAGUCACAUGAAAAUAUUCUAGUAACAUACUACUUGCAGGUACAACAGACAGUAUUACAGAUAAUGAAGGAAAUUAAUGACAGCAACUCACUUUUUGCAACAUCAGGUACUUGUGUACUGAAGUAACUUGAUAAACAAUAAAAGGAUUAAUGUGUAGACAAAAACACAUGUAAAGAUUGAUACUCAGAGAUAAUGGUGAAGGACAUAACCAUAUGUGUAAAUGCAAAUUUUAGGAACUUGUCACCAUGAAGAUAGUGCUACAUAUUACUAUUAAUUGAGGAUAGGUUUAUCAUGGAUACACCUAGUUUAGUAAUGAAGCAUUUCUGUGAUGGUGUUCCUGUAUUUUAUUCUUUGAUAUUUUAAUAUGGCAGCCAGAACCAUAGUCAAUUAUGAAUAUAAUUGGAAUUCAAAGUUUUAAAAUUGCUACCUGGGGCUGAAUUAUGAUUUAGAAGAAAAAAUACAGAAAUAAAAUUAACGGACUGCAUUGGUAUUAAUAUCUAUGACUAGAUAGGUUGGUGAUGACUUAACUGAAGAAAAUAUAUUUUCUACUUAAAUAUGUGAAUUUACUCUUGUACAGUAUACUCAGAUAUAUGGGAAAAUAUUUAUUUUUUUAAAAAAUAUUAAGUGGAGAACCUUUUUAAUUUCUGUUAAUUUUCUUUUAGUUAACUGAAAAAAAAUAAUAAUAAUCAGAAUUCUCUUGAGAAUUGGCUAAGAAUGUAGUUCUUUUUUAGCACUUUUGAAAAAUAAAAAUCCUAUUGUGAAA